UAACCAGAAACCAUAGGCAUCGGCCUUGGGCGCCACACGAUUUCCGGCAGCAUCAACAACCGUUCAGGCUUUACUCCAUAGUCCAUACAAAUAUUUAUACGGCCCUUACCGCCUCGAGCCUAUAAAAGCGCCGCGCCUCGCCCCUGCACAGCUCACCUCACCUCACUCAAACCGAGCGCCAGUUGCCAGCACGAAGAGUAGGAGUAGGAAUCGAAGAGUGAGUGAAACUGAAAGACGAGGAGGAGCCAUGGCGACCCCGGAUGACCGCGGCAGCUGGUUGCUGUACCUGUCCCUAGCCGCCAAAUGCGCCGGCGAGCAGCCUUACCGCCUCGCGGGCUUCCUGGCCGUCUGCGCCGUGGCCUUCGUCGUGACAUGCCUCCUCCACUGGUGCUUCCCGGGAGGCCCGGCGUGGGGGAGGUGGUGGUGGACGCGGCGGCUCGGUGCCGGUGCCGGUGGCGGCGCGACGGCGGUGGCGGCGGCCCUGCCGGGGCCGAGGGGCCUGCCCGUGGUCGGGAGCAUGUGGCUCAUGACGGGCCUGGCGCACCGCAAGCUCGCGGCGGCGGCGGGGAGCCUCGGCGCCAGGCGCCUGAUGGCCUUCUCCCUCGGGGGCACGAGGGUGGUGGUGGCCUCGCACCCGGACGUGGCGCGCGAGAUCCUCAGCAGCCCGGCGUUCGCGGACCGGCCCAUCAAGGAGUCCGCGUACGGGCUCCUGUUCCACCGCGCCAUCGGCUUCGCGCCCUACGGCGCCUACUGGCGCGCGCUGCGCCGCGUGGCGUCCACGCACCUCUUCUCCCCGCGGCAGGUCGCCGCGUCGGCCGCGCAGCGCGCCGUCAUCGCGCGCCAGAUGGUCGGCGCCGUCAAGGAGCUGUCGGCGGCCUCGCCGGGGCGGCGCGGCGGCGUCGAGGUCCGCCGCGUCCUGCGCCGCGGCUCCCUGCACAGCGUCAUGUGGUCGGUGUUCGGCCGGCGGUACGACCUGGAGCUGGACCCGGCCAGGGAGAGCCCCGAGACGCGGGAGCUGAGGCGACUCGUGGACGAAGGGUACGACCUGCUGGGCCAGAUCAACUGGUCCGACCACCUCCCCGGCCUCGCGUGCCUCGACCUGCAGAGCACCAGGGCCAGGUGCGACCGCCUCGUCCCGCUCGUGACCCGCUUCGUCGGCGGCAUCGUCGACGAGCACCGCGCCCGGAACCACCUCCGCUCUGCUCCGCCUGCCGUCGUGGACUUCACCGACGUCCUGCUCUCGCUGCCGGCCGACGACAGGCUCACCGACGCUGACAUGAUCGCCGUCCUCUGGGAAAUGGUGUUCCGUGGAACUGACACCGUCGCCGUGCUGAUGGAGUGGGCGCUGGCCAGGCUCGUGCUGCACCCUGACGUGCAGGCCCGCGUCCACGACGAGCUGGACCGCGUGGUCGGGCCCCACCGGGCCGUCACCGAGUCCGACACGGCGUCACUGGUCUACCUGCACGCCGUGAUCAAGGAGGUGCUCAGGAUGCACCCGCCGGGCCCGCUGCUGUCGUGGGCUCGCCUGGCCACGUCAGACGUGCACGUCGACGGACACCUCAUCCCCGCCGGGACCACCGCGAUGGUGAACAUGUGGGCCAUUACGCACGACCCAGACGUGUGGGCCGAGCCGACGGAGUUCCAGCCGGAGAGGUUCAUGGGGUCCACCGAGUUCCCGAUCAUGGGGUCGGACCUCAGGCUCGCGCCGUUCGGGGCGGGCCGGCGCAGCUGCCCCGGGAAGAGCCUCGCCAUGGCCACCGUGGCCUUCUGGCUCGCGACGCUGCUGCACGAGUUCGAGCUGCUCCCCUCGCCCGUCGACCUGUCGGAGGUGCUCAAGCUGUCGUGCGAGAUGGCCGUCCCGCUGGCGCUGGCCGUGACGGCGAGGCCCCGGCAAGCGGUUCAGAAGUCGGUUGGGGUAUCAGUCUCACUGUGAGCAAUAGCAUGGCGGGCUGGCGCUACUGUACAUGGAAAGUGCUUCUGCUUGCAGGUUGCUACUACUCGGUCGACAUGGGUAUAUGCUUUUCAUGUUACUGUCUUUGAUGUGUAUCGAUCAGGUGCCGAAUGUGAUACUUUGGCUUGUACUGUUAGCUCUUUUCCUGGGUGCUCUUUUCUUUCUUUUUCUUAGUACUCGCUGUAAGACUCGUCAAAUGUAUAUGCUGGUUUGGAUGGUUUUGGAUUGUAGUCGCAUACUACUAGUAGUAUUGCGCAGUUCAAUGCCUAAAUAUGCUAUAAUCAUUCAUGUUCGUACCA
Molecule: messenger RNA, 2250 nt
Organism: Zea mays
Lineage: Eukaryota; Viridiplantae; Streptophyta; Magnoliopsida; Poales; Poaceae
Product: cytochrome P450 78A9
Exons: 2
Coding region: 248-1933 (561 amino acids)
Molecular function (GO): heme binding; monooxygenase activity; oxidoreductase activity, acting on paired donors, with incorporation or reduction of molecular oxygen
Source: RefSeq, a predicted model, not a curated record